GAAGCGCUCUGAGACGAAGCACGCACGCGAGGGGCAGGUUAAGUAACGUCACAGUUGUUAUCAUGUUUUGGAUCGAGAAUAAACUGCAACUGAUACUGCAAAUGUCAAUCGCCUCCUGGUAACCAGAUAGGACGUCAUAAGUAAUUUAUCUUGAUCGAUUCAUAUUACUUCGCUUUGAUUUUUUUUCUCAAUUUAUGAGCGACUUUGUCGGAUCCCACAGAUGGCGAGAGGCACCCUCCGCUGGGUUUGAUAUGGGAAUGGGAUUUACGUCAGCGAAGAUUCUAAUAUUUUGUGCAUGUAUUACAUUAGUGUCCCUGGCUGUGGCAAGAGACUCAGUGGCGGAUGUGAAGUGUGAGAAUAUUUACAGGGACUUCUCUGACUGUGUUCUGGAGCUGGGGGAGAGCAUGGAUAACUACCAGGAGAAUGUGACCAGCGAGAUGGGAGUGGAAGCUGUGUGUAGCCACUGGGAGGCGUUCCACACGUGUGCCCUGACGGCACUGUCCGGGUGUCAGGAGGAGGUGGGCUCCAUCUGGGAGACCCUAAGAGAAGACUCCAGGAAGAUCCGCUUCCAGGGCAGCCUCUUUGACCUGUGCAGCCCUAGCUCGGCCCCAAGCCUGCGCUCGCCUCAACCCCCUCUACCCCUGCUGUUCCUGGGCUUGCUGAUCCUGGGAGGGCCCAUCUGGCCCUCCACAUAGGUGGGGGAUGCCUCUCUCCUCCUCCUCGCUUACGCCCCCAUGCGCUCUCACAUUCCCCGAGGCGGGGUGAGUAGCGAGACGAUCAGUGAGUAGAGAGGGGAUAUGGAUUGAAGAUUAGGUUAGCAUACAUAGCCAUGUCUCUAUGAAGACACAAUUGAUAUCUAUAGUACUGGGUAAUCAGAAGGCUAUGAUAUCCCAGAGCCAUUUAUGUCUAUGGAGAGAUGAAUGGAUACCUAUGGCUCUGGGUUACCCACCAUAGAUGUCUAUGGCACUAAGUAAUUAUAGGGUUAUGUUAUCAGGGCCUUAGAUGUUAAUGUCAUCAAUAUCUAGGAGUCUGGAUAAACAUACAUAUCCAAGACCCAAGCAAUUGUAAUGAAAUGACCUACUACAGUAUACGCCUAUGAAAAAAAGCCAUCGGUCUGUUUUGUUGACAAUCAAAUUAACUCUUUAUAAACAAUGACCUUUUGACCCCUACACACCAGCCCCAAAUGGUUGGAGUUGCAUGGCUGCUAUAAUGACACCAAAAAGGUAUUUUCUGUAUGUUUGCUCUCUUAAACCGUUUCUUUGGUCAUCCUGUUAGUCAGUAGGUGCUGUUAAAGUCAGGUAAUGCUCUUAACUGAAAAUAUUGUAAAAAAUUGUUGAGGUAGAUUAUGCUCUGAUCUGAAAAUAUCAUUCCUUGCUUUAUUAUGCACCUUACAGUAAAAUGCCUAAAUUAUUGUUAGUAAUUGUGGAUGAAGGACAAUAGUCUAGUUAGUUUCUCUCUUGCCAACUAGUUAUUGUACCUGAAAAUGAUCGCUGGUUAUGUGAGAAUGUUCAGCGUUGUUUUAUGAACCUGUGUUUUGUAUGGAAGUCCAAGUGUUUGGCUGUUAAUUCAUUUUAUAUCAUUGACUCCACAACUAUAUACAAUUGUACACAGUUCACUUCCAAGCACAUUCACCCUUACACAAAACGCACAGUAUACUGAGUAGAAAUAAAGAGAGGUAAUGCCACAAAUAUUCACUUUAUUAUGGAAGCUAAAAUAUAUAAGACUUAAGUCAUAGGAUUCUCCUAUGGCACCACCCUGCAUUGUUAGGGCUAAUGCCUCAAUGCAUUACAAUAUUUGAUUUUGUCAACAGUUGUAAUAUAACAUCAAACUGAGUCAAUAUAAAUGUAAAAUGUAAGUAAUUUGUAGUUUUAUAGCAACAUGUGGUGUUAUUGUAUAGCUUCUCCGUUUCUACUCUCAGACUGAAUAGGCAAUGAGGGGUGAAUCCUGACUUUGGAAUGUAUGCCUUUCCUACACACUUCUCAGUAUAUUCAGACUUACCUUAUUGAGUCGCGUAACGCGCUCUGCAGGCAUGGAUACAUUGCGCACUCUGAAUAAAUGUAAAACCCUCCCACUUGCUGGCCACCAUAUUUUCUAGAUGAGUUUUCAUUCAAUGGUGUUUUCAGUACAUUUAUCUUAAGCCAUCCCUUUAAAUACAGUGUAACUUAUUUUUUUAAAUUUCACCUUUAUUUAACCAGAUAGGCCAGUUGAGAAAAAGUUCUCAUUUACAACUGCAACCUGGCCAAGAUAAAGCAAAGCAGUGCGACAAAAUAAAAAAUACAGUGGUUUGAGUCAAACUGAAAGCUGUCAUAUUCAAGUUCAAUCCAUAUAAUAUUGGAAGGUGGAAAAAAAGAGUACAAUAGAGGUUGAACAAUAAUCCUAUAAAUCUACUCUAAAUCCCACUAAUCAUGGAAUUGUGUGACAACAGUCCAGUCGUGUGUUCUUAGUUCCAUAAUGAUUCAAAUAGGCUAUACAUGUCCCAAUUUAUUGCACAGCGUUAGCCGAAUAUGAUCCACUAAUGCUAGCAACCCUCAGGAACAAUUUACAAGGACACGACAGAGGAAAGAAAGGUAAACGGAAUGGAAUGAAAUGAUGCAAAAAUAAAUGUAUGUGGGUAUUACUGACGGUGGCUCGCGAUAGUGGCUAAUAUUUAACGUGAUACAAAUUGUAAAAUAAAACGGAGAAAAGCCUGGGCAUAUAAUAAAAACAUUCUAAAGAGCAUACAUCAACUUGGCAGGUUCAGCCCUACAGAAGCCUAUAAACUAUGGUCUCCAAAUUUCAUCAAUGCAAAUUUUGAGGGCACACAAUUACAAUUCUGAAUAAUGACACAGCAAUUUUUGUUUUCUAUUUCACUGUGUUAAAGGGGCGGCAAUACAUGUCAUGUUGAUAUGAUUUUCAGUUUGCUUCUAUAUGGCUGGUGUCACAUUUGUCUCCAGGGAUUAUAAGAAAAUAUUAUCUAAAACAACUGCCAUGUUUAUUUACAAUCCCCUUCUCCAAACGGAAUACUCAUUUACCUAGCUCUUAUUAAUAGCUCGUAUCAAUAUAUAAAUUACAGUGCAUGGAGAAUGCUGUUAUUUAAAUUAGAAAAAAAGAAAGCAGAUGCUUUUUCCACUUGGAACUGUCAGGCUAGCUUGACCUUAUUCAUGGUUUCCUCGCACGUUAAAAUGGCGGAAUUAUGAGGGGAAUUAAAUCAAGGUCAAAAUACGACGUAUCCGUAGACACACCUCCACCACACCUUCAUUUAUUCGAGCUCCACCUCAAACGAAUAGCAGGUGAAUAUCAUGCUCUUCUCAAGCUUAAAUUCAAGGUCAUAAUAUGCAGAGAGAAAAGCGCAUAAAAAGGUAAUUACCUUCCAUUUGCGCACGCUUAACUUGGGUCGGAAUCGAGGCCUUAGUACUGAGAUUUUUGUGCAAAUCUCUCAUUGAUAAGAAUGCAUGAUUUACGCCUAAACUAAAGCUACAUCCACAUCCAUGUAUCUUAAAUUAGGAUUUGACCCAGAGAGAGCAUGUCAAAAUAUUCACACUGCUUCAGCCAACAUAGGACAUUCUUCUUGUAUUCUUUUGUACCCUCCCAACAGUACCUAUAGUAUGAAUGGAUCUCCCUCUGCAUGGUUGUGUCUAGAUAUUAGGUUAGAUAUUCAGUUGAAAAUACAUUCCCAAGAGACAUCCUAUCCUCUAUCAGCAUGUUUGUACUGGUUGUCCUCCACACCUAGUCUGUACUCCUGAUUGUGGUAGCACUCUGUCACCCAAUCUGUGUGCCUGGUGGCAAGAGUCCACAUUUGUUUUUGAGCAAUGAGCAAUAUGUAUGGGAAACACUUGAGGGACCAACUACUUUCCUUUUCUGUGAGAUCGGCAGCUAACGAAAGCAUGAAAAAUAUCACAUUAUUAAAGGGAGAUAUCAUAAACACUAAGCAUAUCAUUAUGUAUCACUGAUUAUUGAAAUGAUUACUGCAUAGAAAAAUAGGCCUACAUCAGGAAACACUAAUAAUUCAAAAUGUAUGUGGUUUUUCAGUGAUACAAACUACAGAGUACAUUAAGUAUUGUAUUGCAAUGUAAUGUUUGAAAUAAAGUAUCAAGUUUGGAAA
This is a messenger RNA of Salvelinus fontinalis (brook trout), 4081 nucleotides long. Its product is annotated as neuritin-like. Gene Ontology annotation, cellular component: plasma membrane. The transcript is spliced from 3 exons. NCBI's taxonomy places the organism in Eukaryota, Metazoa, Chordata, Actinopteri, Salmoniformes, Salmonidae. The record is from RefSeq and is a predicted model, not a curated record. The coding region runs from base 195 to 695 and encodes 166 amino acids. Gene Ontology annotation, biological process: nervous system development; neuron projection extension.